GUCCUCAUAUAGCUACCGCGUGCGCGUGCGCCUGAGCUUGAUUAACGUUGCCACUAUUGAAUUUCUGUUUCCUUUUCGUCCUCCCCUUCUCCUUCUCGUCUCCGAUCCCUAACCGCUCCUUCUCUCCCUCCCCCAUGGAGGGCCCCAAGGGAAACGGCGGCGAGAAGCCCAGCGCGGACCAAAACCAUAGCCCCAAUACUCCCGCCGCAGCCGGGGCCGGAGGGGACGACGUGUCGGCUGCGGCGGCGGCGGCUGUAGGGAGGCGGCCGUUCACCGCCUUAAGCCAGGAGGAGGCCGACCUCGCCCUCGCGCGCGUCCUCCAGGAGCAGGAGCGGGCGUACAUGAUGCUGAGCGCGCACGGCGGGGACGGCAGCGAGUACGAUGCCUCGGACGCUGGGAGCUACGACUACUACGACGAGGAAGAGGAAGGGAUCGAAGGCGACAAGGGGAGCGACUACGAGGAGGAGGGGGUACUACCCAACGAUGACGACGAGGAGGUGGGCGACGCGGAGGGGGCCGAAUUGGACCCCGCGCGGUACGAGGACGACGAGGCGUAUGCGCGGGCCCUGCAGGAUGCCGAGGAGCGCGAGGUCGCCCAGCGGCUCAUGGCGCUCGCUGGGAUCACUGAUUUAGGGGAAGAGAUGGAGCAUGAUGAGGAAGAUGAGGAAGAUGGGGAUAGCGCACAGGAUGCAUGGGAAGACGUUGAUCCAGACGAAUACUCAUAUGAGGAGCUGGUUGCAUUGGGUGAAGUGGUCGGUACAGAAAGCAGAGGCGUUUCUGCAGAUACUCUGGCUUCAUUACCUUCAGUAACUUACCAAGCACAAGAUAAGCAAGAGAGCAACAUGGAACAAUGUGUUAUUUGCCGUGUGGAAUUUGAGGAAGGUGAAUCAUUGGUUGCACUUCCUUGCAAGCACUCGUAUCAUUCUGACUGCAUAAACCAGUGGCUGCAGUUAAACAAGGUAUGCCCUAUGUGCAGUGCAGAAGUUUCUACCUCGGACAACAACGAGGCAUGACAUUCUGUUGUGGUCGUCAUCAUGGACGCAUGGUAGUGGGAAGAAAUAGCGACAGCAUAUAUUUUCUGAUGCCUGUGAGGUUUAAGCACUAGGAGCUGUUGUAUUGUCCAAAGAAACUAGCAAACAAGCCUCAAGUUUGUCUCCCUGCUUUCUAGCCCAGCAGACUCAGACAUAUGUACUUCUGGACUUUCUUCACACUGAUGCUGCUUUGUGAUUCAUUGAUGUAAAAUAGUUUAAAUUUAUAGCCAUUCUUUGUUAGACGCUCGUUGUCCAUUGUGAUUUCGUAGAUGUAAUAUACGUACAAUAAUUAUAUUUAUAGUCAUUCUUUUA
Molecule: messenger RNA, 1343 nt
Organism: Hordeum vulgare subsp. vulgare (domesticated barley)
Lineage: Eukaryota; Viridiplantae; Streptophyta; Magnoliopsida; Poales; Poaceae
Product: E3 ubiquitin ligase BIG BROTHER-related-like
Exons: 7
Coding region: 135-1013 (292 amino acids)
Source: RefSeq, a predicted model, not a curated record